This is a messenger RNA of Myotis myotis, 3712 nucleotides long. RefSeq names its product solute carrier family 8 member A2 (gene SLC8A2). Gene Ontology annotation, biological process: sodium ion transmembrane transport; calcium ion import across plasma membrane; cell communication. Gene Ontology annotation, molecular function: calcium:sodium antiporter activity. Lineage: Eukaryota; Metazoa; Chordata; Mammalia; Chiroptera; Vespertilionidae. Gene Ontology annotation, cellular component: sarcolemma; axon; postsynapse. The record is from RefSeq and is a predicted model, not a curated record. The transcript has 10 exons. The coding region runs from base 153 to 3071 and encodes 972 amino acids.
CUCCCCUCUCCCUGGCUCUCCCUCAGUCUCCAGCUCCUCUCUCUCUCCCUCUCCCUCUUCUCUCUCUCUGUCGGGCAGACUCGCCCACCACUGCCAACCCAGGGCUGGGGGGACCCUGCCCAGGCUGUGGCUGCAGGACCCCGCCACCCUCCAUGGCUCCCCUGGCCUUGGUGGGAUUUGCGCUCCUCCUGGGGGCUCCCCCCUGCUCGGGGGCAGCUACCCCGACCCCCUCUCUGCCACCUUCCCCCACCAAUGACAGCGACACCAGCACAGAGGUCUGCCAGGGUUCCAACCGCUGCCAGCCGGGGGUCCUGCUGCCCGUCUGGGAGCCCGACGACCCCUCGCUGGGCGACAAGGCGGCGCGGGCCGUGGUCUACUUUGUGGCCAUGGUCUACAUGUUCCUGGGCGUGUCCAUCAUCGCCGACCGCUUCAUGGCCUCCAUCGAGGUCAUCACGUCGAAGGAGAAGGAGAUCACCAUCACCAAGGCCAACGGCGAGACCAGCGUGGGCACCGUCCGCAUCUGGAACGAGACCGUGUCCAACCUCACGCUCAUGGCCCUGGGCUCCUCGGCGCCCGAGAUCCUGCUGUCGGUCAUCGAGGUCUGCGGCCACAACUUCCAGGCGGGCGAGCUGGGCCCGGGCACCAUCGUGGGCAGCGCGGCCUUCAACAUGUUUGUGGUCAUUGCCGUGUGCGUGUACGUCAUCCCGGCCGGCGAGAGCCGCAAGAUCAAGCAUCUGAGAGUCUUCUUUGUCACGGCCUCUUGGAGUAUCUUCGCCUAUGUCUGGCUGUACCUCAUCCUGGCCGUCUUUUCCCCAGGGGUGGUCCAGGUGUGGGAGGCGCUGCUGACCCUCAUCUUCUUCCCGGUGUGCGUGGUGUUCGCCUGGAUGGCGGACAAGCGGCUGCUCUUCUACAAGUACGUGUACAAGCGCUACCGCACCGACCCGCGCAGCGGCAUCAUCAUCGGCGCCGAGGGCGACCCCCCCAAGAGCAUCGAGCUGGACGGCACGUUCGUGGGCGCCGAGGGGCCGGGCGAGGCGGGCGGCCUGGGCCCGGGCCCCGCCGAGGCCCGCGAGCUGGACGCCAGCCGCCGCGAGGUCAUCCAGAUCCUCAAGGACCUGAAGCAGAAGCACCCGGACAAGGACCUGGACCAGCUGGUGGGCAUCGCCAACUACUACGCGCUGCUGCACCAGCAGAAGAGCCGCGCCUUCUACCGCAUCCAGGCCACGCGCAUGAUGACGGGCGCGGGCAACGUGCUGCGGCGCCACGCGGCGGACGCCUCGCGCCGGGCCGGCCCCGCCGACGGGCCCGCGGAGGAGGAGGACGACGGCGCCAGCCGCAUCUUCUUCGAGCCCAGCCUCUACCACUGCCUGGAGAACUGCGGCUCCGUGCUGCUGGCCGUCACCUGCCAGGGCGGCGAGGGCAACAGCACCUUCUACGUGGACUACCGCACGGAGGACGGCUCGGCCAAGGCGGGCUCCGACUACGAGUACAGCGAGGGCACGCUGGUGUUCAAGCCGGGCGAGACGCUGAAGGAGCUGCGCAUCGGCAUCAUCGACGACGACAUCUUCGAGGAGGACGAGCACUUCUUCGUGCGGCUGCUGAACCUGCGCGUGGGCGACGCGCAGGGCAUGUUCGAGCCCGACGGCGGCGGGCGGCCCAAAGGGCGGCUGGUGGCGCCGCUGCUGGCCACCGUCACCAUCCUGGACGACGACCACGCGGGCAUCUUCUCCUUCCAGGACCGCCUGCUGCACGUGAGCGAGUGCAUGGGCACCGUGGACGUGCGCGUCGUGCGCAGCUCGGGCGCGCGCGGCACCGUGCGCCUCCCCUACCGCACGGUGGACGGCACGGCGCGCGGCGGCGGCGUGCACUACGAGGACGCGUGCGGGGAGCUCGAGUUCGGCGACGACGAGACCAUGAAAACUCUUCAGGUGAAGAUAGUGGAUGACGAGGAAUAUGAGAAAAAGGAUAAUUUCUUCAUCGAGCUGGGCCAGCCGCAGUGGCUUAAGCGAGGGAUCUCAGCCCUGCUGCUCAAUCAAGGGGACGGGGACAGGAAGCUGACAGCAGAGGAGGAGGAGGCUCGGAGGAUAGCAGAGAUGGGCAAGCCGGUUCUUGGGGAAAACUGCCGGCUGGAGGUCAUCAUUGAAGAGUCGUAUGACUUUAAGAACACAGUGGAUAAACUCAUCAAGAAAACGAACUUGGCUUUGGUGAUUGGCACCCAUUCAUGGAGGGAGCAGUUUUUAGAGGCAAUCACGGUGAGCGCAGGUGCUGUUCGCCUGCGUGCCCCCCACGGAGUACUGCCACGGCUGGGCCUGCUUCGGCGUCUGCAUCCUGGUCAUCGGCCUGCUCACUGCCCUCAUCGGCGACCUUGCCUCCCACUUUGGCUGCACCGUGGGCCUCAAGGACUCCGUCAACGCUGUGGUCUUCGUGGCCCUGGGCACCUCCAUCCCCGACACCUUCGCCAGCAAGGUGGCGGCGCUGCAGGACCAAUGCGCGGACGCGUCCAUCGGCAACGUGACCGGCUCCAACGCGGUGAACGUGUUCCUGGGCCUGGGCGUGGCCUGGUCGGUGGCCGCCGUGUACUGGGCGGUGCAGGGCCGCCCCUUCGAGGUGCGCACGGGCACGCUGGCCUUCUCCGUCACGCUCUUCACCGUCUUCGCCUUCGUGGGCAUCGCCGUGCUGCUGUACCGGCGCCGGCCGCACAUCGGCGGCGAGCUGGGCGGCCCGCGCGGCCCCAAGAUCGCCACCACCGCGCUCUUCCUCGGCCUCUGGUUCCUCUACAUCCUCUUCGCCAGCCUCGAGGCUUACUGCCACAUUCGGGGCUUCUAGCGCCCCCAGACUCGGCUCCCCCCGAGACGGCCACACGCGCGCUCCCCGGCCCGGACUCGGCCUCCCUGCCUCCUGGGAAUCCGCCUCCCCAGCCCAGGGCCCCACCGACAGCCCCUCCCUUCCCCUCGCGAGCCUCCCAGGCCCUCCUCCUAUUCGGUACCCCCUCCAGCCCGUCCACACCCCUGGGGGGGGGGGGCGCCUCGAAGCCCCGCCCUCAGGGACCCUCCCCAGACACCCAGCCCUGACUCCCCCCAGGACCCCCCCAGGGGAAGGGCCUCGGAACUUCGCCCUCCCUGGGGCCCUUGAAGGAGGCGGGUCCACCCCAGGAUAUCCAGGAUCUCAGCCAUUUCCCCCACCUUCAGGGAGCGCCAUUCAGCCCCCAGGGCAGGGGGGAGGGGAGGGCGUGCAUAGGGGGCCACACCUCCCUGGCUUCUCCGCUCAGGCCCUUGGGAGCGCGCUCUUUCUCGAGGCUUGGAGAAGGGAGGGGAGCAGUCGGGGUUCAGAGCUGGAGGGGGCGCCUGUGGGACCUGCCGUCUCUCACCUUCCAGCGCCCCGCUCUCGUCCACUACCUCCGAGAGCCCAGCCGCGCCCCGGACGGGGCCUGUGUGUACAUAGUGUGUUGGGGAAGGGGUCGCGGGAGGGUGCAUGUCUUGGGGAAAGGGGGGUGGCUGACUUCCCUUUGGAGAGGGCAGAGACUCCCCCAGCCAUGAGAACCGACUUAGGGGAGGAGGCCGGGAAUCAAAGGGAGUCCAGCCAUUCCCCCCGACAAUCCGGACGGCUCAUCGUGCCCUCAGUGCCAGCCAACCCGGGCAGGACCCUCGAAGAGGAGACCGAGGGUCCCAGAGGACCUACAAGCCAGCACAUGCUGCCACAUCUCCGCCUGAUG